UUAUAUACAUUUAACCGUGUGCAUAUCACUCUCGCUGUCUUAUCGAUAGCCAUGGUUUAGGACUCGUGUAUCCAAUACUGAUGUUUAUAAACCUACCGUGAGAAAGAAACGCUGCUCUGUGCUCGACUGAUUUUGUCUUUUCAAAGAUGGCGCUGUAAAAGCCGAGGUUUGUUUUCCAUGGGUUCAAAGUAUGUUUAAGUGCAUUAACCGACCGGCCCAGUUCACGAGAUAUCUACAGGCAGCAGGCGGUGGUUUCACUUUCAACCAAAACUUUAGGCUUGUGUCAUCCUUGCCUCUCAGAAUGACCGACCCAGCUGUGCAGAGGGUGGUCAGCGAGAUCAUUCGCUCCCCAGAGGACAAACGGGUUUACAGGGGUCUUGAGUUUACCAAUGGCCUGAGGGCCAUUCUCAUAAGUGACCCCACUACAGACAAAUCCUCCGCUGCUUUGGAUGUCCAAAUAGGUUCAUUAUCAGACCCAGGAAACAUCUCGGGCCUGGCACACUUUUGUGAACACAUGCUCUUCCUGGGAACAAAGAAGUAUCCCAAGGAGAACGAGUACAGCCAGUUCCUCAGUGAGCAUGCGGGCAGCUCCAACGCCUUCACCAGUGGAGAGCAUACAAACUAUUACUUCGAUGUUUCCCAUGAGCACUUGGAAGGAGCACUAGAUAGGUUUUCCCAGUUCUUCCUGUGCCCACUGUUUGAUGAGAGCUGUAAGGACCGGGAGGUGAAUGCUGUGGACUCUGAACACGAGAAGAACCUGAUGAAUGACGCCUGGAGACUGUUUCAGUUGGAGAAGGCAACAGGCAAUCCGAAUCACCCCUUCAGUAAAUUUGGAACAGGUAACAAAUUGACCCUGGAGACCCGACCGUCCAAAGAUGGCAUCGAUAUCCGCCAGGAGCUCCUGAAGUUUCAUUCUACGUUCUACUCAUCCAACCUGAUGGGACUGUGUGUGUUAGGAAGAGAAUCAUUAGACGAGCUGGCCUCCAUGGUGGUGAAACUUUUUGGAGAAGUAGAGAACAAAAACGUGCCUAUCCCAGAAUUCCCCGAGCACCCCUUCCAGGAGGAGCACCUCAGACAAUUCUACAAAGUGGUACCCAUUAAAGACAUCAGGAACCUGUAUGUGACUUUCCCAAUCCCAGACCUUCAGAAGUACUACAAAUCUAACCCCGGACAUUAUCUAGGGCAUCUGAUCGGUCAUGAGGGGCCGGGAAGUUUGUUAUCAGAGCUCAAAUCUAAAGGUUGGGUGAACACUCUUGUUGGAGGGCAGAAAGAAGGAGCCAGAGGAUUCAUGUUCUUUAUCAUCAAUGUGGAUUUGACUGAGGAGGGCCUCUUGCACGUAGAGGACAUCAUCUUCCACAUGUUCCAGUACAUCCAGAAGCUGCGUACUGAGGGACCUCAGGCGUGGGUGUUUGAGGAGUGCAAGGAUUUAAACAAAGUGGCCUUCAGGUUCAAGGACAAGGAGCGACCCCGCGGCUACACCUCCAAAGUGGCCGGUUUGCUACACUACUACCCUCUAGAAGAGAUUUUAGCUGCAGAGUACCUUUUGGAGGACUUCAGGCCAGAUCUGAUUGAGAUGGUUCUGGAUAAACUGAGACCAGAACACGUCAGAGUUGCAGUGGUGUCAAAGUCAUUUGAAGGACAAACAGACAAGACAGAGGAGUGGUACGGCACACAGUACAAACAGGAGGCCAUCUCUGAAGAGACCCUCGAGAAAUGGGCGAGUGCAGACCUCAACGGCAAGUUCAAAUUACCCAUGAAAAACGAGUUCAUCCCCACCAGCUUUGAGAUCUACCCUCUUGAGAAAGACUCUCCAUCAGUCCCCACUUUAAUCAAGGACACUGCUAUGAGCAAGGUGUGGUUCAAACAGGAUGACAAGUUUUUCCUGCCCAAGGCAUGCCUGAACUUUGAGUUCUUCAGUCGCUACCUAUACACAGACCCCCAACACUGCAACAUGACCUUCCUGUUCUUCAGGUUACUGAAGGAUGAUUUAAAAGAGUAUACAUAUGCAGCCCGCCUGGCUGGGCUGGUGUAUGGCGUAGCCUCGGGGAUGAAUGCCAUCCUCCUGUCAGUUAAAGGUUACAAUGACAAACAGCACAUCCUGCUGAAGAAGAUCAUCGAGAAGAUGGCCACGUUCGAGAUCGAUGAGAAGCGCUUUGACAUCAUCAAAGAGGCGUACAUGAGGUCUUUGAAUAACUUCAGAGCCGAGCAGCCUCACCAGCACGCCAUGUACUACCUCCGUCUGCUAAUGACCGAGGUUGCUUGGACCAAAGACGAGCUCAGAGAAGCUCUGGAUGAUGUAACUCUUGCACGCCUCAAGGCCUUCAUACCUCAACUCCUGUCACGAUUACAUAUCGAAGCCCUUCUCCACGGCAACAUCCCCAAGGAGUCGGCUCUUGGCAUGAUGCAAAUGCUGGAGGACACGCUCAUUGAGCACGCUCACACAAAGCCCCUCCUCCCCAGCCAACUCAUUCGCUACAGAGAGGUGCAAGUUCCAGAUGGUGGCUGGUAUGUUUACCAGCAGAGGAACGAGGUGCACAACAACUGUGGCAUUGAGAUCUACUAUCAGACAGACAUGCAGAGCACCAAUGACAACAUGCUGCUGGAGCUAUUCUGUCAGAUCAUCUCAGAGCCCUGCUUCAACACGCUGAGAACCAAAGAACAACUGGGCUACAUCGUCUUCAGCGGGCCUCGGCGGGCUAACGGCGUGCAGGGCCUGCGCUUCAUCAUCCAGUCGGAGAAGGCACCGCACUAUUUGGAGAGCCGCGUGGAGGCUUUCCUCUGCACCAUGGAGAAGUCUGUGGAGGAGAUGAGCGACGAAGCCUUCCAGAAACACAUCCAGGCGCUGGCCAUCCGCCGCCUGGACAAACCCAAGAAGCUGUCGGCUGAGUGCGCCAAGUACUGGGGAGAGAUCAUCUCUCAGCAGUAUAACUUCGACAGAGAUAACAUUGAAGUUGCCUAUCUGAAGACUCUGACUAAAGAAAACGUCAUGCAGUUCUACCGAGAUCGUCUGACAGUCGAAGCCCCCAGGAGACACAAGGUGUCGGUGCACGUCCUCUCCAGAGAGAUGGACUCCUGUCCCAUCGUGGGAGAGUUCCCCGCCCAGAAUGACGUCAACCUUGCCCCUGCUCCCUCCCUGCCACAGCCCACGCUGGUUCAGGACAUGACCGAGUUCAAGAGGAGCCUGCCUCUCUUCCCGCUGGUCCGGCCUCACAUCAACUUCAUGGCUGCCAAACUGUGAGCGAGGCUGCUGGCUAGACACGCAGCUGACAGGGAGGGGAGGACGACCGCGGGGGACCUGCUGCUCCCUCAACUUUACCCCCACCCCCCCACCCCCCCCUUCCUCUUUCCGUCAGGAAGACUUUCAUCUGACUGAGCCUGCAUGAGCGUGUGUGUGUGUGUUUGAGAGAGUGUGUGUACACGUGUGGCAGGCUGCAGCCACUAGAAGAGAAGCUUGGAAACAGUCGUGUGUGUUUGAAUCGCAGAGUUAGCCUCUGGUCGUCUGUGUAGCUGUGAUGACCGAGUCACAGCAGAAUCACCUCAUGUUAAAGGAGACAAACACUCAUCACAGCAGCAGGUAGGGCGGCCGUAGACGACGUAGAAACACGUCUUGUUAAAUAUAGUUUUAAUUGACCUUUUUCAGAGAAGUGCUGGUUUAUUGUGACGAGCUGUAGAGGACACGCACACACACACACACACACACACACACACACACAGACACAGAGUAGCUCCAUGAAGGUCUCUAAUUUGAUGGACUCGAAUGUUUAACUUUAAAUUCUCCUGAAACAUGAAGAAGACACACACUCAACAGAUUAUUUUAUUCAACUUUAUGCAUUUCUGAAGAGUCUCUGCCUUUCUCAUUCUGGUUUUAAUCAUUUUCACAGGUUAGGUUUGACAUGUUUGUUUGCUUGUACUGGUAAAAUGUUGGGAGCCUUUGAGGAGCAGUUUGAUCAGAGAAUCACGCCUGUGAGAAUUCGGUUUUAACAUUUUAUUGCAUUUUACAGUAGAAGUGUGUAAGUCAGACAUCUCAGGGGAACUUCCAUGCUGUUUUUUACUUUACAUUUUACUAGUGAUGGAUUAUAAAUAAAAAAAAACACUUUGAUCAUCAUUUUGUUUUUCACUUCAAGUUCUUUUUUUCUGAAACUGAGGAACUUUUUGAUUUGAUUUUUUGUGCAUUUUAUCAUCUUCAUUCUUCCACUGUGUCUGAGACUUGCAGAGACUUUCUGCAGUAUGUGCCUUUUCGGAGGGGGGGUGGCAUCACUUCGUUUGUAUCCGGGGCACAAUCUGACCCCACAACCCCCUCUACAGCAUCGAUGUCAAACACAGCAGCUAGCCUUUAACUCUGAGAAAUAUUUCUUGUUCAAUACUAAAAGAGGGGUCAAGAAAUAGUUCCUCACCAGGUUUGUUUUCUGAUUAAAUAUGCACUUCUCUCGCUAAGCAAUAAUCCUGAUGACAGUGUGAGGCAGGAUGAGAUGUAGCAGAGUGGUCCAAACUGACCCCCCCCAAAAGGCUCAAAGUAGGGCUGGGCGAAAAAAACCUAAUCAUGGUCCUGAAUGCUUUUAUAUUUAAAUUCAUUAAGUUCUUAACUGUAAAGACAUCUGGGUGUGCAGGGAGAGACAGACGACAAAAGUUAGCAGCAGCUCAGCUUGCAGCCCCCCAAAGUCCCCCUCGAUGAGCAUUGAAAAAAAGAUUUAAACAUAAAACUGCUUUAUUCUAUGGCUGUGCCAGUAUAAAUCACUGGCUGUGUUUGCUUUUAAGAGGAUGAGACCUUUUGGGUAAUUAUGCUCCUCCUUUAAACGUCUUGUGAAUUAAAAAUAUGAUAACUUAGUUAAAACUGAGCUUAAAUUGUUGCUGGCAGCUCAGCUCACAGCCUCUCCUAUUCUCUCCACUCAGACACCAAAAAGACAUCAAUGUUACCUUUUAGAUCUUGGACAUUCCUUCCAAAUGGAUAAAGGGUGACAGACAUCAGAUUUGUUUAAGUUAAGAGACUGAAAGCUGAGAAAAAUAAAGUGGCAGCUCGGCUCUUGGCCCCUUGAAGCCCUUGUUAAAGAGCCACAGAGAGAUGCUGAUUUUUAUAGGUGAAAUCAGUGUUUUACGAGUUUAAAUCUUCAAGGUCAGUUUGUUUUGAACCCUGAAAACUGCUUACCUUAUAACUGAACUGAGGUUGUUAGCAGCAGCUCAGCUAGCAGCCCCUUCUGAUGAACCAUGUUUGCUCUAGUGAGUCAGAUAAAACUGAUUAAAGAGAAAGGAGAAUAUCUUCAUUCAUUUUCAGUUUGUUGUUUUUUUAACUUGUAAAAUAGAACCAUGAAUCAGUAAAAGUUAUCAGGAUACACUUCAAACAUUAACACAUUAUAAAUAAAAAUCUGUAUAAAUCCUUCUUAAAAAUAAUAAUUGUUGAAUAAUGUGUUUGUCGUAUCGCCCAGCCUUAGCUACAGGCCUAGUGUUCAGGGUGUUUGCAUGGUGAUGGCAGUGUUAUGAAAGCGAUACCUGCUCUCUCAGGUGCUAACCAGCUUUGCUGUGACAAAUCAAGCUGGUGGAGCUGCACACCGAGCUGUUCACACAGCGGGGAAUCUGAGUUAGGCUUUGUUUGUCCUCCCUGGGUCUCAAGAUGAGGUCACUGCUUACUUAUGAUGCUGCAGAGUUUUCAAGACUGAGCGAACGUAGAAGGGUAUGAAGGAUCGGGGGCCAGUUGGGAAGGAAUGAUUUGUGUAACUUUAUGACUUUAUUUGCAUAUAGGGGAAAAAUACUUCUGAGGGGGAACAUGUGAAAUGUUGAGUAUCUGCCUGAGCUGACCCUUUAAAUUGUCAAAGUUCUCGCGGUAAUGUCACUCGCUCUGGUUAGUCUCGUUAAAUGAACAGUGUCAGAGUGUCACUGCAGUCUGCAUCCUAAAAUGUGAAUUUUUGAGACUAAAGAAUGAAGUGUGGCUUCUAAUAAUAUAUUUUGGUUUAUGAGUUUUUAGGUAUGAACUGAGAAAAGAUGUCAGUCAGAAAAAUGUGUUUAAAGUCUUCUAAAACGAAGGGAUGAUUGCUAAGUUUGGAGUCAGAACUCAAAUGUUUCACAUGUGGACCUUUCCCUCCCCCUUAGACCAGCGUGUGAUCUUGAUCUAUCAAAAGCUUCUUCAAUGUUUUCCAGCAUUUUACUAUGUCCUGACCAGAUCAAAACCUUCAUAUUUAUCACUGUUCCUCUCUGUGGUUCAAACCCAAAGACAACCAGCAGCAGACGUUCACUCCCUCAGACAGUAGCUGACAGUCACUUUAUUCAGAGGAAACUAGCAACAUAUCACGUCAGGGUGGGCGGGCGGGCCGCGCACUGUUUACCCUGUGAAGUUUGUAGUGAUUGGUUUUCAUUUAGAAAAUCUGAAGGUGUUUAAUAUUUUAUUUCUGGAUGUCUUUGUGGAUCACAAACGACGGGGCGCUUUGGUUCAUGGGCCGGUUUUCAGUUGGUCUGUUGUGUGUUUCUAAUUAAUAAACAACUAAAUGAG
This is a messenger RNA of Labrus mixtus (cuckoo wrasse), 6478 nucleotides long. RefSeq names its product insulin-degrading enzyme (gene ide). Lineage: Eukaryota; Metazoa; Chordata; Actinopteri; Labriformes; Labridae. The transcript has 25 exons. Gene Ontology annotation, biological process: peptide catabolic process. Gene Ontology annotation, molecular function: metalloendopeptidase activity; metal ion binding. The record is from RefSeq and is a predicted model, not a curated record. Bases 191 to 3238 code for a protein of 1015 amino acids. Gene Ontology annotation, cellular component: cytosol; peroxisomal matrix; mitochondrion.